GCCAGAGAAGCGAAGCCAGUAUCCAGGAAGUAUCCAAAUAGGAAAAGCACAAAGACCCCAAAGUCAAUGUGACAUGCUGCAUGAAAAUGAACCAGUCAAUUUGGGAAAAAGACUCGCUCAUUCCCCACUCUCAGUCAACACUUGGAUCAUUUCCGGCGGCCUCCAACCCAAUCAACAUUCACAUUAUCAUGGUUCUCUGUUAGCAUUAGCACCUUUUUUAAACCAACUGUCCUCAUACCCAAGGAAGUACUCCUUGAUCCUGCUUUUUUACGUUGUUAGUUGGUCGGAAAUGCCAGCCGUUUAUGACAAUUGGGAUAGGUUGGUCCGAGCCGUUCUUCGCCGGGAGGACUACCUGGAGAUUGCUUUAAGGGCUCCCAGUGAUCUUUCUCAAGCAUCAUCAUCAUUUUCAUCAUUGUCAGCAUCAUCCUCUUUUAAUUUCAUUUCUCCAUCUGAUGAUUACCAAGUUCCCUCACUGGACUUCUCCAAAUUAUCCUCUGUUGGGGAUCCUCUUACUUUCCGCCAAAUUGUCCAAGCCACUGACUACUUGAGUAGCUCCAAUCUCAUCAAGAAUGGCCGCUUUGGUGAUCUCUUUUAUGGUGUUUUAGAAGGCGGAAUCCAAGUUGUUGUUCAGAAGCUUGAUUUGUCAUCACCUCAAAAAGUGUCAUUCUUGAAGUCAGAGAUUGAAUUCUUCUCUAAUCAUUCCCAUCCUAGAUUUGUCCCUUUACUGGGGCAUUGCUUGGAGAAUUGGAGUCACAAGUUUCUGGUCUACAAAUACAUGCCCAACAAGGACUUGUUCACAUGUUUAUUCAAGAAAACUGAGAGUGCCGCCAACAGCCCUUCCACAAUGUUAGAUUGGAAAAGCAGGUUGAAGGUUGCCACUGGAGUUGCACAGGCCUUGUGUUAUUUACAUCAUGAAUGUGUGCCACCCCUAGUUCACAGAAAUGUGAAAGCUAGCAGUAUAUUGAUCGAUGAGAACUACGAUGGCUACAUAGGGAGUUUUGCGGAGGUCUGUGCUGAUAAUAAAGACAGAAAUCGGAGAAAAAUUUCCAAAAUACUCCGUUUGCCCAAGUAAGCCUAUAAUAUUGUGUACUGUCUGUGUUAUGGUGUUUACUUGAUUCUAUCUCCCACAAUAUGUUUCUGAUAAACUGGUGUUAUAGAAGAUUUGUUGCUAGUUUAAAUGCCUAGCUGCACUUUAUUGGACACAAAAUGCACCCUUGGUAGGAAGGAACUUAUGGUAGCUGCUUCAGUCAUUAUUAGAGUGAUGAGUUGCAUUGGCGUAGUCAUGUUUCCUGGAUAUGACAUUUGAGAAUUCCAUGUUUAAUAUUCUGAAAUUUGAACUGGGGGAGGACAUCAGAUUUACAAAUUUACCUUGGAGUUGCUUGAUCUUCUGAUGUUACUGUAAUAGUGUGUGCCGUUUACAUGAAUGAAAAUUCAACUUUCAUUUUCUUUGUCUACAAAGCAAUAUAGUGCCCUAGACCAGUACUUUUAAGUAUUCUGGUUGAAGAUGUACUAUAUAAUAUGCCAUUAGAUUCCUCUAUAUUCCUGUUUUUCUAAUGUUGAUUAUAUGCAACAAAAAUUGGUGACUCAGUACUAUUUCCAUUACGUGUACAGGGGUUCUGAGCAAGGUGCUUCUGGUAUGUGAAACAAAUUUCAUUGUCAUUGCAUCUAAUCUUUCAGUUUCAUACUUUCUGACACUAAGUUGCUCGAAGAUUAGAGUAUUACCUGCCAGUGUCUUUUGUAAUCUUUUGGAAAACAUUAGGCACCAUCCGUUACACGGCAGAGCAGGAUAGCUUGUUUUUCUUUCUCUUUCUUCUCCUUUCUCUUUUAAAUAAUUCGGUAGAAAUUUCCUAGAUAUUUUUCUAAAAGUUGGAUAGUGUGGAAGAAAAGAAUUGCCCAUGAUAAUCUACAGAAUUAAAACAAUUCAAGAUAUUGGCAAUUACCAUGUUAUGCAGCAGUAUCACCAUCCAUUUUCAGCUUCUGGUUUACUUUUACUGUCACGUUAUUGCACUUUGAUGAUUUUAGUAUAUGAGAUGAUUUUAGUAUAUGAUUCAGGUGCAUAUCAUGUUUACUCUAGUUUUGGUUGAUCAGAUGUUUAUUCCUUUGGCAAGAUUUUGCUUCAGCUAGUCACAGGUGUUCCAUUAUUUAGCAACAAAACCAAUUCCAGAGCACCCAGAUUGAUGGAAGACAUCCUCCCUUGCAUCACUACUUACAAUAAGGAACUGUUUCUGAAUAUUAUGGAUCCAUCUUUAUCCAUGGAGGAGCAUCUUGUAAAUGAUGUAUGGGCAGUUGCUGUUGUAGCAAAGGCCUGUCUCAGUCCUAAUGCUUCUAAACGCCCUCUAAUGAAAAAUGUAGUCAAGGCCUUAGAAGACUCCAAAUCUGAAGAGUUAAUUCAAAUAGCUACAACCCCAAGAAUGAUGAUUCUCCCAGAUGAAUCUGAAUCAGGUAUGCCCCAAGUGACACCAAAUGAAAUCUAUGUGGAUAGCUGGACUGAUUUAUGGAAUGGCCAGAGUUCAUCAGCAACUCAAAUCGAGGAGGCUUAUCGAAAUAUUGAAACCGAGGCCAGCCCAACCUUGAGGGUUUUUAGUGUUGAAGAACUAAGGGCUGCAACUAAAAAUUUCAGAAGUGAUAGUUUGGUAGGCGUAGGUGGAUUCGGACGAGUAUACAAAGGACAACUUGCUAAGAAAUCUGUAUCAAAUAGUGACAGACUGAAAAACCUACUUCCUUCUCGAUGGUACACUAUUGUGAAAUUGGAAGCUCACCGGACAUUCCCUUACACAAAGUUUUAUACACAGAAUGACCUCACAAUGCUUGGAAAGCUGUCUCACCCUAACCUCAUCAAGCUCCACGGUUACUGCUCUGAGGAUAAAGAGCUACUCCUUGUCUAUGAAUAUAUGCCUAAGCAUAAUAGCUUGAGCAAUCACCUUUUUAGAGAAGGUUCCUCCAUUCAGCCACUUUCUUGGGACAUAAGGCUUAAGGUUUUAACUGGAGCCGCUAGGGGACUGGCAUUCUUGCAUGCAUCUGAGGGCGAAGUAGUUUUCAGGGAUUUCAAGAGUUCAUCCGUAUUGCUUGACAGUUCUUACAAUGUCAAGUUAUCAGAAUUCGCCUUUGCUGGGAUGGGACCUCCAGCGAAUGACACACACGUAACAACAAGAACUGUUGGAACAUAUGGAUAUGCUUCUCCAGAGUAUAUGAAAACAGGACACACAAAUGUAAAGAGUGACGUGUAUGGUUUUGGUGUUGUAAUGGUGGAAGUUCUUAGUGGUUUACGGGCUUUUGAGGUGACUCGUGCGAAAGGGCAACAGAACUUGGUCGAUUGGUUCAGGCCUCUUUUAUCUGACAGAGGAAAGAUAAAGACCAUAAUGGAUUCAAGAUUGGAGGGCAAAUAUUGUCAAGAAGCCACAGUGGUAGUGGCUCAGCUUGCUCAGACAUGCCUUUCUUAUAUACCAAAUGCCAGGCCCUCAAUGCAACAAGUUUUGGAAACACUGGAACGCAUUGAAUCUUUUCAAGAAAAAGAACAAUACCGAGGCCAAACACGAAUGAACUCACUGGAUCAUUUCUUCUUGCCUACACACACGCUACUUGAGCAAUUUUUUCUGCUUGAACUGGAAAUUGCAACUCUUAAUUUCAGCAACAAAAACGUUAUUGGCAGGGGUGGUUUUGGUAAGGUUUACAAAGGACGGCUAGCAGAUGGAUCUCUGGUGGCAGUUAAAAGGCUUAAGGAGGAACGUACCCUAGGUGGAGAGUUACAGUUUCAAAUAGAACUGGAGAUGGGCAACAUGGCUAUUCACCAAAAUCUACUUCGUUUACGGGGCUUUUGCGUGACAUCAACAGAACGACUGCUUGUUUAUCCAUUCAUGGCCAAUUUAAGCGUGUCAUCAUGCUUGCGAGAGCGCCCUGAAACUCAACCGCCUCUUGAUUGGCCAAUAAGGAGGCGGAUUGCAUUGGAUGUUGCUAGGGGUCUAGCUUAUCUGCAUGAGUGUAAUCCCAGAAUCAUUCACCGGGAUGUAAAAGCUGCCAAUAUAUUUCUAAAUGAAGAGUUUGAGGCAGUUGUUGGAGAUUUUGGGUUGUCCAAACUCAUGGACAUCAAUGACACUGAUGUUUCAUCUGAUCGAUGGGGUACCAAUUAUCAUGUAGCUCCAAUGUACAACGAGGGGGACUCUCAUGUUACAACUGCUGUACGGGGUACAAUUGGUCAUAUAGCUCCUGAGUACCUCUCCACUGGCAAAGCUUCAGUGAAAACUGAUGUUUUUGGGUAUGGGAUCACACUUCUUGAGCUUCUCACGGGACAGAGGGCUUUUGAUCUUGCUCGUCUCGCCAAUGAUGAUGAUGUCAUGUUGCUUGAUUGGGUCAGAGGAUUGUUUAUGGGCAACCAGCUGGAAGCUUUAUUGGAUGGAGAUCUUCAGGGAAAUUAUGUUGAGGAUGAGGUGGAGCAACUGAUUAAGCUAGCACUGCUGUGCACACAGAAUUCACCUACUGACCGUCCCAAAAUGUCAGAAGUUGUGAGAAUGCUUGAAGGUGAUGAUGGUUUGGCUGAGAGGUGGGAGAAGUGGCAGGAGGAGCAGAUGAUACCGGAACAGGCAUACCAUGCAAUCACUGAUUGGACCAUUGUUGAUUCCACAUCAUUUCUCCCAUCAGAGGAACUCUCCGGUGGCCCUAGAUAACAUGGUAGGAGAGUUGCAGCCUUCUGGUAUUCAAUAGGAGGCCAACCCCUUCCCUCUUCAUUAUUCCGUCCAAGAUAUUCGGUCUGUUGAUCAAUCUUUGUGUAUAUCUUUUCCUUUUUCCAUUAACUUUGGCAAAAGUCUAAAUGAUAUUCUGAAUUUUUAAUGGGUGAUAUUACGAUAGAUGUUUACACUUGACAGGUAACCAGCUGAUAUUUUGUGAGCUUUGGUUCGGAGGCUUUUGAGCAAAAGAAAACCAAUCUUAGAUCCUUGUUUCACUCUCGUAUUUAUGUAACAUAAUCCUACCAUCUGACCAAUUUUCCAGUUUCUCAAAGCACUUGAUCAGACCGGUGUUGAAGACUUCAGGUCAAGUAAUACUGGUAUCCAUCUUCUUAAUUUGAACGCUCCAAUAUUUCUAACCUUUUUAAUCAGCUAGCCAAGAAACAGAAAACAACAUUAGCUAUUUAGCUACUACAUACGGAUGAUUUCAGCUAUGGUUUUGGAGAUCUAAUACUAGGCGAAGCCUCACAGUCCUAUCUUUCUUUUAUUUAUUUU
Molecule: messenger RNA, 5213 nt
Organism: Oldenlandia corymbosa var. corymbosa
Lineage: Eukaryota; Viridiplantae; Streptophyta; Magnoliopsida; Gentianales; Rubiaceae
Source: the annotation of a GenBank genome assembly